CUCAUACUUUGACGAGCUCCACCUUUUUUCCAAAUGAAGUAGACGAUGAAACUAAUGAUAACAGUUGACAUGAGAACGAAGCCAACGAAGGCCACUACAGCCAAGAUUAGUGCCACAUCAUUCCCCUCAUCCGAGUCAGCUUCACUGCUGCUUUUAUCCUUCGACUUGGCAUUGUUUACGCCACUGUCAUUUUCAUCACCAGGUGUUUUGCUGCAAUCCGUGUUACCCUUACACCCAUCAGGUCCACUUGUUGUACUAGUGCUACUGCUACAGUCAAUCCAGACAUCUCCGUAGUGAGUAUCUUCACUGGCGUAAUCUUCACUAUAAUCGUCGGUAUAAUCGAUGAUGGUUUCCAUGUCAUAGGCACAGUCAAUGAGUCUAGCUUCAGUUCCAUAGCAGCCGACAUUGUCCAUUUGUAUUGGAGUGGAUAUAGACCUUCUUGUGGCCGUUUUAGUAGAAUACGUUCCU
This is a messenger RNA of Geodia barretti, 468 nucleotides long. The record is from the annotation of a GenBank genome assembly. NCBI's taxonomy places the organism in Eukaryota, Metazoa, Porifera, Demospongiae, Tetractinellida, Geodiidae.